AGAGUACACUUGUGUUCCUGUCAACAGUUUAGGCGCAGGAAGUAAUGCUAGUGUGAGCAUCACUUCUGUUGUGGCUCCAUCAGUGGAUGUGUCAAUCUCUGUGAUGGUUACAAAAGAAGGCAAUAAUAUUUCAUUGAAGUGUAAUGUAUCUGGUAAACCUGAACCCAGCAUAUCAUGGACAAGAAUUGGUAGUUUGGAUGUUCUCUCUGUUUCACCAUCACUAACUAUUGUGAAUGUGAGCAGACCUGGGACAGCAGACAACAUGAUCCAGUAUCAAUGCACAGCUAGUAAUGGAGUGGAGACACCUGCUACAGCUACAGUCAAUGUUACUGUAGAAUAUCCACCACAGUCUUUUAUACAACAUUGCCCCAGUCCAGUAACUGAAGGAGAUAAUGUGAGAUUAUACUGCAAUGCAACUGGUAAUCCAUUACCUCAAACAGCCUGGAUAAAGUCUGGAAAGGUUCUGGUGACAGACAGUGUUUAUGUUAUAAGAGCAAUUAACAGAAGUCAGGCUGGAAUAUACCAGUGUAUGGCUUGGAAUGGAAUCAGAGGGAAUAAUACUGCUAAUUGUACCAUUGAUGUUCAAUAUCAUCCAACAUCAACUUUGAUUACAAUACUUCCCACAAAUACUACAGUGCUGCAUGAUCGUACUGUGUCACUGAAUUGUAGUACAGAUGCCAACCCUGAUGCUCAUACUUAUCACUGGUACUUUAAUGGCAACCUUACUGGUAAUAGCAACUCUGGUGUGUUUAACAUCACUGUGAAGGAAGAUGGAGAGUACACCUGUGUUCCUGAAAACAAAGUGGGCACUGGAAGCAAUGCGAGUGUUGGCAUCACUGCUGUUUUGGCCCCAGUUACUGAGGUGGUUCCUCAAACUGGCACUGUCAUUGAAGGUGGAAACAUCACCUUGAUUUGUAAUGCCAGUGGUGUUCCUUCUCCAUCUGUUGUCUGGACUGAAGUUGGCAGCCCGGUCAUUUUGUCUCAAAACAUUUCACUGACUGUUGCAAAUGUAACCAGACCAGGGACAAGAGAUAACCUGAUCCAGUAUCAGUGUACAGCCAGGAAUGGAGUGGGCACAUCUAGUACAACUACAGUCAGCAUUGCUGUUCACUAUCUUCCAGAGAUAGCAAGAUAUCCAUUCACUUCACCCAUCAUUGAAGGUGGCAACACCAAGCCUCUGGAAACCCUCGGCCAAACAUAA
This is a messenger RNA of Pocillopora damicornis (cauliflower coral), 1201 nucleotides long. Its product is annotated as hemicentin-1. The record is from RefSeq and is a predicted model, not a curated record. Gene Ontology annotation, biological process: cell-cell adhesion. Lineage: Eukaryota; Metazoa; Cnidaria; Anthozoa; Scleractinia; Pocilloporidae. Gene Ontology annotation, molecular function: calcium ion binding; cell adhesion molecule binding. Gene Ontology annotation, cellular component: plasma membrane; cell-cell junction.